Messenger RNA from Spinacia oleracea (spinach), 1454 nucleotides. Its product is annotated as B-box zinc finger protein 19. The record is from RefSeq and is a predicted model, not a curated record. The transcript has 6 exons. Gene Ontology annotation, molecular function: zinc ion binding. The coding region runs from base 401 to 1057 and encodes 218 amino acids. NCBI's taxonomy places the organism in Eukaryota, Viridiplantae, Streptophyta, Magnoliopsida, Caryophyllales, Amaranthaceae. Gene Ontology annotation, biological process: regulation of DNA-templated transcription; photomorphogenesis. Gene Ontology annotation, cellular component: nucleus.
AAAAAGAAGCCAAAGGAAAAUACAACAAAGAGACAAGUCGCAGAAAAAAAUUGAAAGAAGAGAGAGAAAGUAAGAAAAAAUAUUGAAAUAUCUGGAUUCUGGAAUACUAGUAGUCGUCUUUUACCAGAGUAUAUAAGUGGGUGAUGAAACACCCAACAUUCAGAUCAUCAUCCUAUUUCAACCAACUCACCCAUCUUUUUCUUUCUUAAAUAUAAUUCUUAUUGUAAUUGUUAAUACCCACCUUCUUCAAUCUCCAUUUCCAUUGAAAACAACCCCAAGUUUCAAUCUUUAUUGUUUAUUUUGAAUUACCCAGAUGGAAAUUUCAAUCAGAAAUACGAUUUUGUAAUAGUAGAAGCUUGGAAAGUUAAAAGAGUAAGUUUAGAGAGAGAAGGAGAGAAAAAUGAGGACUCUUUGUGAUGUUUGUGAAGGUGCUGCUGCUGUCUGCUUCUGUGCGGCAGAUGAGGCUGCUCUUUGCCGUGCUUGUGAUGAGAAGGUCCAUAUGUGUAACAAGCUUGCUAGUCGACAUACACGUGUUGGACUUGCAGCCCCAAAUGCUGUACCAAAAUGUGACAUUUGUGAAAAUGCACCUGCUUUCUUUUAUUGCGAGAUUGAUGGGAGUUCGCUUUGCCUGCAAUGUGACACGGUUGUUCAUGUUGGCGGUAAAAGAACUCACAGACGAUAUCUUUUAUUGAGACAGAGGGCGGAGUUUCCAGGGGAUAAAUAUGUAAAUGUUGAAGAUAUGAGCUCGGGUGAUCCAAUGGAUGCUAGGAAGGAACCUAAUCAAUUAUCGGAAGCAAUUGCAAUGGAGAAGGAGCAAAACAAUGUAGUAAUUGUAGAUGGUAUUCAUGGUAAUGGUGUUCCUGAUGCACAAAUGGAUAACAAAAUGAUUGAUCUUAAUGCUAGACCCCAAAGGACUGUUCUGCAGUCUUCUAACAACAACAACAACAACAACAACAACAACAAUCAGACACAGGGAAUGGAUUAUGUUUCUGGGACUAAUGGUGAUUCUGCAAGUGUUGUUCCUGUUAUAUCUUUUAAAAGCGAGCGGGAAAAAUAAACCAGUGAGCAUACAUACUGAAGGUCCCGCAAUCCUGGUGGGAUGAUUGAUUAGUUCCAACUUCCAAGCUAAAUGUUCUUUCAUUCAUAUGGUCUAUUUAAUGGCACUUAAGAGUUGAAGCUUAUUCUUGCAUGUAAAACGCCAAAUUCAUAGGCAUUAAAAGACAAUCAUAUGAAGUCCCUUAUCUUGGCAUGCCUUGAGAACAUAGUCCGUUGCUUAACCGAGGGUCCUUUGUAAGUAGAGUAGAUUAACCGUGGCGAUUGUUACCGUCAUGGAAGUAAUUACGGAUAACUGAUAAUGCACUGGCUGAAGCUCCAUAUACGUGUAUGCAUGUGAAUUGUUCCACGUUGGAGAAAACAGAGAGAAUUACUAUUUUUAUUGCUAAUAGGCUUGUAAA